CCCUGUUCUCUGAAUCUUGGGACAAUCUGCAUGCACUCAACUUCAGCAUAGAUCUGUUCCAGCACGGUAGAGUAAAGAGCACAGACAGAUAGAAAAAAAGGUUCAAAUGAAGGGAGAAAAAUUCAGAUAGACAACAAAAGCAGUUCAAGGGGGAAAGCCACAGCUGACAGAAACUUUAGAGGGCAGGGAGAUAAAAGUGUGGAGAAAGCCAGGGUGAGAGUAGUGCAAUAUAUUGACUUUUAAAAAAGGAUGGCCUCCAUGAUGAGCAGUGCUGCUGGUUUUCUCUUCAUCUCCCUGUUGGCUUUGCUCUUUGGAGUCUUCUCAGUCCUUGGACAGGACCUGAGAGAGAGGGAUGCACUAUGCACUGCAGAUGGCUGCUUUACGGUCUACUUCCAACGCAAGACAUUCUUGGACUCAUGGAGGGCCUGUAAAGAGAAAGGUGGUAACCUCGCUACCAUCAAACGCAAGGACGAUGCAACCAUUAUUGCUAGUCUUUUUUCCACUAUCGACUUGCGCCACUCACGUACCAAGGUCCGGGUAUGGAUUGGUCUGCAGCGCCAGCCUCGCCAGUGUACCAGCACACACCCAUUGCGGGGUUUUUCUUGGACUACUGGUGACCAGGACACAGAGUAUGUAAACUGGCAAGGAGAGGACUCACCCAGAAUUUGCUCUGUGCCACGCUGUGUAGUUAUGGGCUACAGCACUCAAGAACAGAAUGAUAACUUUAAAUGGGUGGAUGGUGCCUGCUCAAUCCCUGUAGAUGGGUAUCUCUGUCAUUAUGCCUACAAAGGAAUGUGUACUGCCUUGUUGAGUGAAGGAGCAGGCAAUGCCCUCUACACCACACCAUUUAACCUUCUUAGCACAGUGCUAACUCAUGUCCCCUUCGGAUCUGUCGCUACUGUGCCCUGCCCCACAGACGACAAGGAGGAACAGUCCGCUUUGUGUAUGAUUAAGGAAGAUGGCUCAGUGGGGUGGUCAAGAGAUUCUCCUCUCUGCUCUGAUUCUCCAGUAUCACACAACUGGUGUGACCAAGAUAAUGGUGGGUGUGAGCAUUUCUGCAGGCCAGCCGGUGUUCACUUCUACUGUGAAUGUGUUGAUGGAUAUCAACUAGGAGUAAAUAGGAAGAACUGUGAGGUCUCUGAUGUAUGUCAAGGGGCCACCUGUGAGUUUGAGUGUCUGCCCCUUUCAGAUGGGUACCGUUGUGCCUGCCCUGAAGGAUACAUGCUUGCACCAGAUGAGCGUGGCUGUCUGGAUGUAGAUGAGUGCCUUCAGAGUCCUUGUGAGCAGCUCUGUGUGAAUGCCCCUGGCACAUUUGAAUGUAGAUGUCGGGAGGGUUACCAUUCAGAUGAUUCUGGUGGGUGUGAGGACAUUGAUGAGUGUGUAAAUGACCCAUGUGAACAUGCUUGUGAAAACACUCCAGGAUCUCAUAUCUGCCACUGCCAUCUGGGUUUUUCCCCAGUGCCUGAGGACCCCAGCCAAUGCCAAGACACUGAUGAAUGCCAGAUCCCUGGGACCUGUGAGCAGAUGUGUGUGAAUUAUGAGGGUGGAUUUGAAUGUUAUUGUGAAGAAGGGUACGAACUCAUGUCUGAUCACUACUCAUGUCACAAGAGUAGGGAGGGAGUUGACCAAUCUGCUGUCACCCCCUCCUUUCCUUGGGUCACCCGCCGGCCUGGACCCAUAUGGCAACCAGUAGACUAUGCCUGGAACCCACAGCACACUGACUGGCCUCCAGAGGGGGAGCAAUCUCUGGACUGGCUGACUGACCCACCCAGAGUCUUGGAUUCUGAUGUAAUUUGGGUCACCAGUGCCCCUCAGAGUGAAAUGCCCUUUGAUUUACCAUCAGACUCUCCGGCACAGGAGGCUCAUAUAGAUGAAAAUUUAAAAGAUCAAUCAACUGACUGGUUGGAGUGGUCUCAGUCUGAGCUGGAGGUUUUUUCCACAACCCUCUACACCACGCCUCCACCCUCCACAAAAACCAGCAUAACCCCAAAUUGGUACAAAAAUGACGAGGAGGAGACCACCACAGCUCUCCCACUCCUUUCCACUUCUACAAUCUCUGAGGGAGCUUGGAAUUGGUGGAGGGGGCUCUCUACUUCCACUCAGAAACCAGGAAAUCCAGAGGAUUCGGUCAUUGACCACAACAUGUCUACAGAUUCUAUUUACCACAGCAAGGAAGAGGAAGAACAGUUCCCCCUUAACGACAACUCAAAGUUCCCAGGGGGGGAGUUGGGGGAGGAGGAAAAGGCCUAUGUGGAGAGCAGGCAUUCCCAAAACUCAGCUGUCUCCACCCAUUUUAUUCCAUCCCAGCCACCCACAAGUGAGGGGGGAGAGAGUGGUGACAGUCUGGAUUCUGUCUCAGAUGAUAAGGGGCAGAAGCAGAGCAGCACUUGGCUCCUGGUAGGCCUUAUAGUUCCCAUCUGCAUUUUCAUUGUGGUGAUGGUGGCACUGGGCAUAGUGUAUUGCACCCGCUGUGCUGUUCAGCCACGCAACAAAAAUGCCACUGACUGCUACCACUGGAUCUCUGGGGCUCAUGACAAACAGGGAGCUCCUAACCCCUCAGCAGGGGUCAUGACCCAUGUUUAAGCAGAACGGAGAGAAACUGACAAAUAAAAAGACUUUGCUUCAGAGUUAAGCAGGAGUGACUAAUGGACAUGGUAAGAGACAAGCUAAAUGUUUUACUCUCUCUAACAUCCUACUCUUUGAACCAGUUGGAUAUUACUGCUAAACAUGAAUUGAGUAGGGGAAUGGGACACUGAAAACCACUGACCUUUUAAGGGAUGGGUUUGCUAUGUCAUACAAUCUGUUUUGACUGCUUUGUAUGUUUCAUACACUGACCACACAGCACAAGAUCUGAUUGCUUCAUUGUUGCACUGGGGUACAUUAUUGUAAAAUAUUACCAUUUGAAUUAGUAAAGUCACAAAAAUCUGUUUGUAGUCAUUUAUUCAUUUCCACAUUUCACAGCCAAAGCCAAAUCCUGCAAAGAUCCUUGGAAUCAUAUACUGAUGACAAAAGCAUUCUGCCCCUAUGGUGCAGCAAAAAUUAACUAUGAAAUUUCUUACAAGCAAAAUCCUCAGGCUCAGUUAAUUUCAAUAGCAUAUCACUGUAGAUAACUGUCACUGUCAUCUGUGUCAAAGGGAUUUAGAUGCUUACAUCAAUAGUGGGUGAAAGUGGACUGUAAGCAGAUAUCCCUUCAAGAGAAAUAACAUUCUGUAGUCCCAUGAUAAUGCUGGGAAAGCAAUCAUUUAAAAUUCACUGUGGUGGAGUUGAAUGGUUGAUAAGAGACCAAAACUGUUUUUGUAUAAAGAGGUUCUUUUGUAUUUGUGUUUGUUUCUGUUUAAGCCAUUUAAAAUGUUAAAAGACUUACCUUUUUCGGAAUGUCUGUUGGCACCUGGGAGUACCCCUCCCCCUCCUCAGUUUAAGAGCACUUCUCCUUUCCUUGACAAUUUUUGAAAAGAGGUCGAAGCACAGAUGUUCCUAUGGCACAGGGAAUGUUGGUAAAGGCUGAUGGUUGACAUUAGCCUUGACCUUGUUCAUGAAAUGGCCAUUAGUCAGCCGUGAAACACCUAAUUCUUUAGCACACUCCAGAGGGUUUUGUCUAAGUACAAUACUGGAUCACAUCCAGGUGUGUAAGACUACAACAAUUGGGGCGCCUUUCAGUUGCUGGUAUAACUUCAUAUAUUUAACAACUCAUGAGAGACAAGAUCUCAGAUCCUAGAAUACAAAAUACAAAAUAACACAGGGUUGGAAAAGUGCUCAUUGAACAUGAGGAUGUAUGAAUUUCAUAGAUCAAAUAAAAAAACAAAUACAUAUUGUGAAGCACUUAAAUGUUAAAACAACUUUAAUUCAAGUAAUAGAACUAUUUAAUGGCUGUUUUUUUUGUUUGUUUUUUUUAAAUGAGAAUUAAAAGUAUGACCUGGGUUAAAUGUGAAAGUUUAGUAAUGACCUCUGAAACAGCAGUUUGACAAAGCAAUUUCUUAACUUGCGGUUCACUUACUAACAAUAUUGUAACUUUUAAUGGCAUCUUACAGUCUUAAGUGACCUGAAUAGGGAUCUGCCGUCUGUUAAGUGAGAACAUGGAAUGGCUGAAAAGCUCCAGACAAAGCUGAUGAGUGGCCCUCAAGUCUUUUUUGGUCAGUUAUGAGGUUUAUGGAUAACAUAACCACUCUGAACUUUAAAAGUAUCCAGCAUUACAGCAUAGUUACAUUCUUCGCAUUGAUCUUUCUAAAGACUCAGCAGUGAUUAUAGAAGCCACAAGGUAGUUUGGGUCAUCUCCUCAGUGUUGUGGGGGAAUGAAUGUGGAUGGAGGGAGGGUUGGGUGUGUGAAAACAAGGAUAUUGUAAUAUAAAAAAGACAAUGAUUCCCCAAGGGCUCUCUGUUUGUAAAAGUGUUUUUUAUGGAAAAUACAACAAGAUACUUGAGCCCAGUCCCUGCUGGCAGUAAGACAGCAUUGUGAAUAAUGGAAUGUACUGAUCAAGAUCAGAUUUUGGCUCUGCAAGUGGCUCUCAGAGUGGGUCUCUCUCUCUCUCUCUCUCUCUCUCUCUCUCUCUCUCUCUCUCUCUCUCUCUCUCACUCACUCUCUCUCUCUCUCUGUCUGUCUCUUUCUUGCCCCUCUGACCUAUUUACAACACAGUCAUCCCAUUUACAGCUCUCUGUAUACAGACACAAUCUCGUCGCCAGUGAAUUGAGUCAUGCGUCUAUCUUUGCUAGGUAACAAUUACAACACAAUCUGUCCACAGAACUAUACUGUAGAAAGACAGACAGACAGUACCAGCUGCACCAGAGAGGGUGAGAAUGAUGGUAACUGGGUUACAUUGAUCUGCACUCAGAACAACAUAUAGACCAAUGGCCCUUUUUCUACUAAUGACACUGUUGUGGCUGGUAGUGUUUUCACAAUAAGCCCCAAAGACUACUAACUGUUUUUGGUAUGGUAUUUUCCCAAUCAAAAAUAGUUGCAUUUGAACAAAAAUAACCCCAGAAGGCCUUUCUGUAAAUAUGGCCUAAGCAAAAGAAAGGUGUAUCAUUCUCAGAUAUAUUUGACCACACAGUCAGUGCACAUAUUCUAGAUGAACACUGGUUGUGUCCUAGAGGUGGAGAGCAGAAUGAAUACAGUAUCCACUACGUGGUUCAAUAUCCUUGGCUCCACCUGAUCUUUAUUUUGAUGCUAAACAUAAACUGGAGUCAUCAGCUGAAGGAAAGUCUAAUAAUUGAAAAUGAACUGUUCUGUUCUGUUAAUCUUCAGCUUCUUCUGACUUCCAAUCAUUGACUCAUUCAUGUGGAAUAAAGGCAAAACUUCUAAUA
This is a messenger RNA of Acanthopagrus latus (yellowfin seabream), 5298 nucleotides long. It is a transcript of the gene cd248a, whose product is annotated as CD248 molecule, endosialin a. The record is from RefSeq and is a predicted model, not a curated record. Lineage: Eukaryota; Metazoa; Chordata; Actinopteri; Spariformes; Sparidae. Gene Ontology annotation, molecular function: extracellular matrix protein binding; calcium ion binding; extracellular matrix binding. Gene Ontology annotation, biological process: cell migration. The transcript has a single exon. Gene Ontology annotation, cellular component: external side of plasma membrane; extracellular matrix. The coding region runs from base 250 to 2583 and encodes 777 amino acids.